Cicer arietinum (chickpea) is the source of this 1640-nucleotide messenger RNA. RefSeq names its product protease Do-like 1, chloroplastic. Gene Ontology annotation, molecular function: serine-type endopeptidase activity; protein binding. Lineage: Eukaryota; Viridiplantae; Streptophyta; Magnoliopsida; Fabales; Fabaceae. Gene Ontology annotation, biological process: proteolysis. The record is from RefSeq and is a predicted model, not a curated record.
UACUUUACAACAUAAUAAACAAACAUCCUCAUUCCAACAAAAAAAAAAAAAAACAACAACAACAAUGGCCACAACUUCUUCCUCUUCACUCAUUUCCACAUUCUUCUUCCAUUCUUCUUCCUCAUUUUCACGUUCCACAAUCACCAAACCAAAAUCACUUCAAUUCCAUAAACCAACUCACUUAAUUUCCCAUCCUACCCUUUUCCUCCUUCAACCACCUUCUCAAACCCCAUCAUCACUUCCAAAACUCACUAUACCCAAAACUUGUUUUGAUUCUCUUCUCAUUUUCUGCACUUCACUUGCACUUUCUUUUACUCUCUUCAUUUCUAAUCCUGAUUCAGCUUCUGCUUUUGUUGUUACCACUCCAAGGAAGUUGCAAUCUGAUGAACUUGCUACUGUUCGUCUCUUCCAAGAGAAUACUCCCUCUGUUGUUUAUAUAACCAACCUUGCUGUCAAGCAGGAUGCAUUUACAUUGGAUGUGUUGGAGGUUCCUCAAGGAUCUGGAUCAGGUUUUGUUUGGGAUAGGGAAGGUCAUAUAGUCACCAAUUAUCACGUUAUCAGGGGUGCUUCUGAUCUCAGGGUCACUCUUGCUGACCAAUCAACAUUCGACGCGAAAGUUGUUGGUUUUGAUCAAGACAAGGAUGUUGCUGUGCUGCGUGUCGAUGCGCCUAAAGACAAGCUCAGGCCUAUACCUGUUGGGGUCUCUGCCGACUUGCUUGUUGGUCAAAAAGUGUAUGCUAUUGGGAACCCGUUUGGACUUGACCACACUCUUACAACUGGAGUCAUCAGUGGACUUCGGCGAGAAAUUAGUUCGGCUGCAACUGGUCGUCCUAUUCAAGAUGUUAUACAGACUGAUGCAGCAAUUAAUCCUGGUAACAGUGGAGGUCCGCUCCUAGAUAGUUCCGGAAACCUCAUCGGAAUAAAUACAGCUAUAUACUCCCCAUCCGGUGCAUCCUCCGGUGUUGGAUUCUCUAUUCCUGUGGAUACUGUAAAUGGCAUUGUUGAUCAAUUGGUGAAGUUUGGUAAAGUUACUAGACCUAUCUUAGGGAUCAAGUUUGCUCCAGAUCAAUCUGUAGAGCAAUUAGGGGUAAGUGGAGUGCUUGUCUUGGAUGCUCCUGCCAAUGGUCCAGCUGGGAAAGCAGGCUUACUAUCGACAAAGCGCGAUUCCUACGGUAGACUCAUUUUAGGUGACAUCAUAACAUCUGUGAAUGGUAAGAAGGUUACCAAUGGAAGUGAUUUGUACAGAAUUCUUGACCAGUGUAAUGUUGGUGAUAAGGUGAUUGUGGAGGUGUUGCGAGGCGACCACAAAGAAAAGAUCCCCGUCGUUCUCGAGCCAAAGGCGGACGAAUCAUGAUGUGCAACAACUCAUUCUGCAUCAUGUAUAUACACAUUUUCAUUUGGCAAGGAAUGGAGCUGAUUGAUGUGUAUUCUUAUAGGUUGUUUCACAAUUGUACAUAUGUACCAUGGGACUAUCAGCUGAAAGGUGUCACAAUCUAAUGUAUGGAUUAUCAAUUAUUUUUAUUUGGUAUAGCAAGCAAUGUAUAAGUUUCCCUUAGUUACAUGGUUUUGUUUUUUAAUUUUUAUGAAACACCGACAUAUAUACAAAUAUCAAUACAAACACUGAUAAUAAUUUGAUAAAA